Molecule: messenger RNA, 1681 nt
Organism: Cladocopium goreaui
Lineage: Eukaryota; Dinophyceae; Suessiales; Symbiodiniaceae
Source: the annotation of a GenBank genome assembly
AGCGGCAACCUCAGAUCCGCCAAUGGUGGCCUCAGGAAUUUGCCAAUCAUGUUCCGAAAACUUUGGUCAAAAGAUGGUGAUGCAUACAGUUCACAGGAAGAGGCUGCUGUGAUCAGAUUGGCAUCGGCACACAGCCGGCUUAUGAUGGAAAGUGGCCGAGUGAAUACAAAAAGUGAGGCAGGAUUUAAUUCUUGCGCAUUGUUCUUGGAGUGUCUCGAUGCCACUGAAAGAGCCAUGCACCUUGAUGCAGCACCAAGGAAGUACCGUGCCUCAUUUACCAUCAAUUAUCGAGCUCUCUUCCCAGACGAGGCACGCAACUAUCGAGUAGAUGUACUUGAAGCAAGUGUCGAGCAAUACGCCGUCAUUUGGGUGAACGGGGACAAGUUCGAGUUCAGUGCAGAAGCCAUGCGCCGGGCAGAGGCUCUGCAGCGAUGUUGGGCUGACCUGGCAGUGCUUCUGGAGCGGUGGAACACAGAGCAGGGCAAAGCCAAUCGACCAUCAAGAUGUGAUAUUCGCUCUGGGCUGGUUGCCUUGGAUUCUGCCUGGGCCAGCUUUGAGCACAAGUAUAUCAUGGAGUUGAUUGAAAUCGAAGAAAAGGCAAGAAGACUCGUUGUGCAGGCCAUAGAGAAGGAAAGACAUCUUCAUUUGAUUGAGGAUCGAAAUAUGCAGAAUGUGUUCCAGCAAGCCGAGUUCAGAGAGGAACUACGGCGCUUUGUGGGGUGCAUUGCUCACCUGAACUCCGUAGCGAACGUUCGUCGCAAGGGAAGAGAUGACUUGGGCAUGGAAGUACUACUUGAUGCAAUCCAAACGUUGUGCCGCUGUGAUGAUCAAGAAAAAGGUGGCGAAAAUUCAGAGAAGCUUGCCGCUGCAAGGAUACUUGCCAAGGAUGUCUUGGACUCCUUUACUGCUAUGCGUGAGUACCUGCGUGAGGUAGGUCGCUGCCUUGAGCGAGUAGAUCCGCAUCUAUGCAACAAUGCUGGCUUGGUCGCAAGAUUAGUCGACUGGGAGGAAAGUUGGGAGGUAGGAACUCGCUAUGUGCAACAAGAAAAGAUGUUGACUGCUGUGUGUGAUUUAGUCGCUGAAGUUCGAUCAGCUCAACGGAUUGUCCCAGCAUUGGCACAAAUGUGCGAAGAGUGUGAUGUGGAGAUGUUUAUGGUCAUGCCAAGGCUGGCCUGGCUGAGAUUCUUGGACAAGCCAACACAACUUCAAGGUCUUUUCAAGAGUCUCUUGCCACAUCGGUUUGAGAUCAACCCAGACACGGAGAAGCUUGCAGACGCUGAACUUGCAAACUUGAUGCGAAAGUUUGAAGAGACAAAGGAGCUGUUGAUGGGCACAAUGUCGCCAAAACAAGGCGGGCACCUUCAAAGCUCACAGGAAGCUACUUGGCAGAUGCUUGUCAAGCGGGUGGUGAAUGGAGCCAGCAGCGAGGACACGUACAAAUGGAUUGAACCGAGCCUGCGGGAGCCUGUUGAAAAAGCAGUGGAGGAUCUCAUGCGCGACUUGGAAGCAUGGAGCAUGGAGCUUGCAAGGCACUGUCCAGAGGACUGGAAUCAGUGCUGUGGCAUCUUGGUGCAGUGCUUGUCCGGAAGUGAAAAGGAAUCCACCAAGGCUCCGUUUCGUGUCUGAUCUAAAUUGAGUCCGUUGUCCUGCAUGGCGAGUGCAGCAAGCCUGCAUACCAGAG